AUGCCGCUCUCGCUGCCUUCGCGCCGCAUUUGCCGAAAGCCCCGGCGCGCUGCUGUUCGCCGCAAAGCCGGCAGCUCGCUGGAAGAAUGGGCGCGGUCCGGAGGCGGCUUUGGCAGAGCGGCCGUCGGGGCGGGCGAGGCGGACGAGGUUCGGACGGAUCUGGUUCGCAUCGAUCAGCUGGCGCAGGAGGAGCUGUCCCGCGCCGAAGGCCGAACGUCGCCGAGUCCGAGCUCGGCCCUGGCGCAGAGCAUCCGCCAGGCGGCCGAGCAGUUGGAGGUGGGCCUGGUGGAGCGCUCCGCAGAGGUCCGUCUGCUGCUCCUGGCGGCCUUCUGCGGCGAGCACGUGCUGCUGCUGGGCCCCCCAGGCACUGCGAAGAGCCUGCUGGCGCGGCGCAUCAGCCGCUUCCUGGGGCCGACGGCCACCUUCUUCGAGCGGCUGCUGACGCGCUUCUCGGUGCCAGAGGAGCUCUUUGGGCCGCUGUCUUUGAAGGGCCUGGAGGAGGACGAGUACGUCCGGAAGACGGCGGGGUACCUGCCCGAGGCGUCCCUGGCCUUUGUGGACGAGAUCUUCAAGGCGAACUCGGCCAUCCUCAACACGCUGCUCUCCGUGGUGAACGAGCGGACCUUCGACAAUGGGCCCACCAAGGUGCCCGUGCCCUUGAGGAGCCUCGUGGCGGCCUCCAAUGAGGCCCCGGAGUCCGAGGAGCUGCAGGCGCUCUUUGACCGCCUGCUCUUCCGCGUCCACGUGCGCCCCGUGUCGGAGGAGGCCUUGGCGGAGCUGGUGGCUGCCACAGCGCUGUCGGAGUCGGACUCGGACGAAGAGGAAGCCGAGGGCCUGGCGUUGGGCGUUGCGGAGGCAGAGGCGGCACGGCGCUGUGCCGGAAAGGUGGAGGUGCCUUCGGAGGUGGUGGAGGUGCUGAGGGACUGCCGCCGCUUCCUGAGCGCCCUGGAGACCCCGGAGCCGGUCUCGGACCGGCGCCUCGGGCAGGCGGUCCGGGUGCUACAGGUGGUCGCCCACUGCUGCGGGCGCCAGCGAGUGGAGCUGUGCGACUGCGCGCUGCUGGCCUACGUCUUCUGGAGCUCGGUGGCCUCGGAGGACCUGUUCCGUGGCUUCCUCUUCCAGCGCCUGGCGCGGCAAAAGGGCCGGGCGCUGGGUGCCAUCUUGGGAGGCCUGCUGGACCGGGUGGAGACCAAGGUCACCGGGCCGGAGCUGCCGCAGGAGCUGGCGGCGCUGCGGCGCGCGGUGGAGCAGGAGGCCGCGGAGGCGGAGAGGCAGCAGAGCCUGGCGCGCGAGCACUGCUGGCUGCCGCCCAAAGACGUGGAGGCGCUCUGCCGGGCUCUGGACAAAGCGCUGGAUGCAGGCAAUGGGCCCAGGACUUUGCUGCUGGAGAUCGUGCGACUCUCUGUGGCCACAGAGCUGUGUGCGGACGUGGGCGCCUACAUCAGGCUGCGCCGCAGCGGAGGGGAUCUGGAGUGGCCGCAGCUCGGGGAGGUCUCGGAGAGCCCGAUGGGCGACGAUGAGCAGACCUUCAAGCUAGGGAAGCACAAAGGCGAGGUCGCCCGGGAGGACGUGGACUACUGCAGCCUGGUCCAGCGGAAGGUGGCGGAGAGCGGCUUCGCCGGGCAAACGCCCCUGGACAAGCGCCUCAGCGUCAUGGGAGAUUUCCGCGAAUUCGACCCGGACGUGCAGAUUGGCAGCCCGCGGUCGCUGGCGGCCUGCGAUGCCCAGGGCAUCUUGCCCAAGGAGCUGGCCUACAAGCCCCUGGAGCUCUUCCAGCUGCCAGGCCUCGACCCCCGAAUCGUGCAGCUCCGCUAUGAGUUCAUGGAGGCACGCAGGCAGGACAUGCUGCAGGCUGCGCGGGCCACGCGGCAGGUCAUCAUCGAGCUGGCUGAAGAGGCCGAACGUGCUGAGGCGGCGGAGGGCCGGGAUCUGCAUCUCCAGCUGCAACCGAGUUGGCACGAGGGUGGCCCGCCCGAUCCGAACCUCUCUGGGGCGCCCACCACGCCCUAUCCGGUGGCUCUAGGCUUCUUUCGCGAGGUCUUGGACGAGUACUCCAUCCUUCGCGCACAGGCGUCGCCUCCGUCCAGCCCAUCGGGCGGUUCGGGCGGUUCGACGGGCGAGGUGUCGCUGCCGCCCAUGUCGCCCUCUGUGAGCCUGGGCAGGUCCUUGCGGCCCAAGAAGCUCCAGCGGAGCUGCUCCGAGACACAGGUGCGAGACCUGAUCCAGAAGAUGAAGCAAGUGCCAAGGGCCAACCAGGUGGAUGAGGAGUUCGCGCGGAAGAGUGCCGACCUGCAUCUCAUCUACCCCAAGCUGGAGUCCAAGUGGCGCAACAACGCCCUUCAGGAGAAGCGGCGCCUGGUGCGGCGCCGCGCGGAGAUGGCCACCGACUGCUUUGACCGCCUGGUGAUCGAGGACGAGGAGAAGUUCGAGGCUCUGAAGCUGCGGGCGGCCAUGCACCAGCUGUCCAUGGAGGACGACCCCACCCGGUCGAUCGGCUGCAGCCCGAGCGGCACCGCGACCUCCUGGCGAUCUUCCGGCUCGCGAGUGACCCACGCGGACAGGGAGGACGCCGCGAGGGACAAGAUCCUGGGCGGCUUCCGGGACUUCGAGAUCCAGCGCACUGAGAAGCUCAUGCAGAAGAUCGAGCAGGAGCAUGCGAUCCAGGAGAGGGUCAUUGAGCAGGCCGCCAACAUCAAGUGGAGGAUGGCCACCAAGGUGCUGGAGGAACGGCUGAGGUGGCGCUUGAAGCACAACCAGGUGGCCCAGGCGGCGGAGGAGCGCGAGCGCGCGAAGAUGGAGCACUUCGAGAAGCGGCAGGAGAUGCAGCGUCAGCAGCGGCUCCGCAGCGACGACUCCAGCGAGAUCCGAAAGGAGAUUAGACACCUCCGGGAUGUGGGCCGGAAGUUGAACCAGGUGCAGAGAGAGCGGAAGGAGGCCUGGCGUCUGGCCAAGAAGAAGCGCGAGAGCAUGGAGAAGCACUUCGCGCACCAGGGCAUGAAGAUGCCCCAAGUCUCACGGUGA
Molecule: messenger RNA, 3021 nt
Organism: Effrenium voratum
Lineage: Eukaryota; Dinophyceae; Suessiales; Symbiodiniaceae
Source: the annotation of a GenBank genome assembly